Messenger RNA from Helianthus annuus (common sunflower), 1081 nucleotides. RefSeq names its product protein LIKE COV 1. Gene Ontology annotation, cellular component: Golgi apparatus. Lineage: Eukaryota; Viridiplantae; Streptophyta; Magnoliopsida; Asterales; Asteraceae. Gene Ontology annotation, biological process: stem vascular tissue pattern formation. The transcript has 7 exons. Bases 144 to 926 code for a protein of 260 amino acids. The record is from RefSeq and is a predicted model, not a curated record.
UAAAACACUCGACACGCAACGCAACGCAACCUCAAUUCCCCAAAGAGAAGUUUCUAACGAACAUAACUCAAAUUCAAUACCAAAACUCACAACUCAAAGUUCAAGAUUUUCAACAAAAUCUUGAAGAACAAUAAUAAUCACAAAUGGUGGAUAAAAAAUCUUCAAUCAUCAGAGACAGAGAUCGAGAACUGCUUCUACCAGUUUCCAAUCCCACCAAUGACGAACAAUCAUCUCCAAAACCCUCAUCUUCUUUCUCUCAUCACGCUGGCCGUGAGACUUUCUCAAAGGUUCUUAGGAGUUGGGCUUCUAAGAAGUUCAUGACUGGAUGUGUCAUCCUAUUACCAUUAGCUAUUACUUUCUACAUAACAUGGUGGUUCAUACAUUUUGUGGACGGGUUUUUCUCUCCUAUUUAUGCUCAACUUGGCAUAAAUAUAUUCGGUCUCGGGUUUGUGACGUCAGUGACGUUCAUAUUUGUGGUGGGAAUCUUUAUGUCAUCAUGGUUGGGUGCAUCGGUUUUAAGUCUCGGAGAAUGGUUCAUCAAACGCAUGCCAUUUGUUCGCCAUAUUUAUGACGCCUCAAAACAGAUCAGCACCGCCAUAUCGCCAGAUCAAAACUCACGAGCCUUCAAGGAAGUUGUAAUAAUUAAGCAUCCUCGUGCUGGUGAAUUUGCGUUCGGGUUCAUUACUUCCUCCUUCAUUCUCCAGAGUUAUACAGGAGAGGAAAAAUUGUAUUCGGUAUAUGUCCCAACAAACCAUCUCUACAUCGGUGAUAUAUUCUUGGUGAAUUCAAAAGACGUUGUCCGACCAAACUUAUCUGUUCGUGAAGGAAUAGAAAUUGUUGUCUCGGGGGGCAUGUCAAUGCCGCAAGUUCUAACAACGUUCGAUUCAGGCAUUAACGAAUAUGGACCUAGAAAUAACCCAAGUUGAGAGUUUAUGUGAAUAUUUGAGAGUUUAACUUGUUAGUUUUUGCACUUCUUGAUGAAAAAAAAAAAGGUUUAAAAAAACAUUUAAAGUAGUCUUGGUUAUAAAUUUCAGGUUCAUUUGGCAGCUAGAUGUAUAACAUUUUUUUUGUUUAGGGACAA